AUGGCCUCUGCAGAGCCCCUGACGGCGCUGUCCCGCUGGUACCUCUACGCCAUCCAUGGCUACUUCUGCGAGGUGAUGUUCACCGCCGCCUGGGAGUUUGUGGUGAACUUUAAUUGGAAGUUUCCCGGCGUCACCAGCGUCUGGGCCCUCUUCAUCUACGGCACCUCGAUCCUCAUCGUGGAGAAGAUGUACCUGCGUCUGCGGGGGCGCUGCCACAUCCUGGUGCGCUGCCUCAUCUACACCCUCUGGACGUAUCUGUGGGAGUUCACCACGGGCUACAUCCUCCGCCAGUUUAAUGCCUGCCCCUGGGACUACUCCCAGUUUGACUUUGACUUCAUGGGUCUCAUCACUCUGGAGUACGCCGUGCCCUGGUUCUGCGGCGCCCUCAUCAUGGAGCAGUUUAUCAUCCGCAACACGCUCCGUCUUCGCUUUGAACAGCACGCCGAGCCCAGCGGGCCAACAGCCUCCCUGGCCUUGGCCAAUGGUCACGUCAAGACAGACUGAGGAGGGCGUUUGUGCAUGGAUGAUGGCCCUGGGGCUUCCUUGAUCAACCCAUGAACAAAAAAAUCAAAUGGAAGCUACUCUUCCUUAUCCAUGGCCUCUCCCUUGUGUGCCCAUCAGUACACACACACACCCACACACCAUGAUCACCACCGGAGGAGUGCGUGUGCGUGUGUGUUAGAGGUGAAGGGUAACUGAGCUCCGUGUGGGGGCACCGGGAGGAGGAUGGACGGGAAGGAUUCCCUAGCGUGAAACAGAAGAGCAGAAUUCCUAGGACUGAUCACAGUGAUCACUUUUGAAAAACAGCACCCUGAUCCAUUGACGCUGUGACUUUAAAAACUGGGUGACAGGUGGGGAGGCCCCAGAAGAGCCUUUGGGCCUCCCAUAUCCACUUCUUCUAGGGCUUUCCCACACUCACCACUACCCUUGGGUCUGGGUGAAGUUAGCAGUUGGCUUGUUUCAUUAGGCAAUAUUCAGGUGCUUGCUUGCAACCAAUACCUCCCACGGGGCCCAAGGAGCUAAAGGACUAAGAAGGAACUCAGCUAUGGCCAAGGGGCAGCUUGGCAGCUGUGCUCUGCCUGCACAGGAGACGGAGGCAAAGGCUCUAGACCUGCUGCCCCCUUCCCUGUAGCCCCAAGCUGCUUUCUUGGUGUUUUCUGGGGCACUCUGGUGCUGGAUCUCCAUCAAACUUGGACUUUUAGAGGACUUAAUCCUCAAGUGCUCCGUGGAGUUUUCCCCCUUUUCUCUCUCUCCUCUUAUUUUGGAACUACGAGUGACCUGCCUUUCUUGUCUCCUCCCCCAUACAAGCCAACACAAAAAUUCCAUAGAGAAAUCUUCUCCACUGCCCCUUCCCCUUCCCAAGAUGGGAAUUGUGGUUUUCUGCCCAUUUGCCACAUAUCCUAGGGAGACUACACAGGCAGCAUCUUCCUUCCCAAAUCUUCUACUGUGAAAGCAUCUGGCAUCAUGGCUACUGGGCUUGUGACAGUGUCCCCUGGUGCUGGCCCCCUUCUCUCUCCUCAUAGCCACCUCUCUAACAGCCUUGCUGGAGGUUGAAAACCCCCUGAAUCCAUGUGAGGAAAUGGGUCCAGUGGGACCUGAAGAGAUAGUGUCUUGUGACCUGAAAGAAUUUCUAAGAAGUUCCCCAA
This is a messenger RNA of Gracilinanus agilis (Agile Gracile Mouse Opossum), 1646 nucleotides long. It is a transcript of the gene TMEM229B, whose product is annotated as transmembrane protein 229B. NCBI's taxonomy places the organism in Eukaryota, Metazoa, Chordata, Mammalia, Didelphimorphia, Didelphidae. The record is from RefSeq and is a predicted model, not a curated record. The transcript has a single exon. The coding region runs from base 1 to 504 and encodes 167 amino acids.